Passer domesticus (house sparrow) is the source of this 5926-nucleotide messenger RNA. RefSeq names its product RNA polymerase II associated protein 2 (gene RPAP2). The record is from RefSeq and is a predicted model, not a curated record. Bases 38 to 1726 code for a protein of 562 amino acids. Gene Ontology annotation, molecular function: RNA polymerase II CTD heptapeptide repeat phosphatase activity; RNA polymerase core enzyme binding. The transcript is spliced from 12 exons. Gene Ontology annotation, cellular component: cytoplasm; nucleus. NCBI's taxonomy places the organism in Eukaryota, Metazoa, Chordata, Aves, Passeriformes, Passeridae.
CGCCCCGGGUGAGAGGUCGGCGGGCGGAGCGGCGGUGAUGGCGAUGAUGGCGGCCGGGACGGGCAAGCCUCGCGGGCGGCGCGCAGGAAAUAAGCAUUCAGCUGCUCAGAAAAAUGAAGAUGCUGCUCAGAGGAAAGCAGAUCUGGAGGCUGCACUGAGAAACAAGAUUGAAUGUGAGAAAAAAGCCUUGGCUAUUGUUGAGCAGCUCCUGGAAGAGGACAUAACUGAAGAGUUCCUUCUAAAUUGUGGAAAAUGUAUUACUCCAUCUCACUAUAAAGACGUUGUUGAUGAGCGGUCUAUCAUCAAACUGUGUGGUUAUCCUCUGUGUCAGAAUAAGCUGCAAAAUGUGCCAAAGCAGAAGUACAGAAUUUCAACAAAAACGAACAGAGUUUAUGAUAUCACUGAAAGAAAGUGCUUUUGCAGCAACUUUUGCUAUAGAGCAUCUAAAUAUUUUGAAGCUCAGAUUUCCAAAAGCCCAGUGUGGAUGAGAGAAGAAGAAAAACCUCCAGACAUAGAGCUGCUGAAGGAGGGACGGAGUGGACGGUCUGGAGAAGAGGUGAAACUACGUGAUGAAGUAAUUAAAGCAUCUGACAUUGAAAACCCUAGGAUAUCUUCAGAUCCAUGUGAAUCUGGUUCUCACGACACAGCCAGUGACAGCAGUACUGAUACUGAACAAGAAUUUAUUUCUUCUGUCCUACCAGGAAGUCAGUCAAGUUCAGCCAGUUUUGCACAGCAACUGCACAGAAAAAGCAUCCUCAAAAAGAAGCAUGCUCAGAAAGUCCAGGCCAGCCCUAAAACUGAAGAUGCCGGUGUGGUAGAAGCCACUGAACAACUCUCUCAUUGUAAAUUAGACACUCAGGAAGAAAGACACACUUGCUCUGUUCAUAAUGAAGUAACUGCACCACCUUCAGACAAUACUGCUCCUGGGAAAUCAAGUGCUUCAGAAGUCUUUGAAAAUAGAUGUGGAUCACAGAUAGUUUUUCUAGGUGUGAGCAAAAGAGGAGCAGAACAUCUUAAAAGAGUAUUAGCUAAGUCAACAGAACAUAAAAACCCUGAACUGAGGCAUCCAGUUAAUUCUAAAGGCAGUUUACUAGAUGUGCUUAGGCAAACACUUAUGGAAUGGAGAACUGAGGAAACUUUAAAAUUUCUCUAUGGCCCAAACUACACUUCUUUGGGCUCAUCAGAGUGCAUAGCAUGUGUCAGCCAGGAGACUGAAGAGCUUGAUGAGGAUGACUUAGAUACAGCUGAUGAUCUCAACACUGUUGCUGUAGGGGAAUCUGAAAACAGUUUGAACUACUCUUUACCUUUCACAGGCUCAGGUGGAAUAGUUAAGCCUGUGCCUAGUUAUGAAAAAUUAAAAGAAGAAACAGAGUUCCUAGAACUCCGAGUGAGAGAGUUCUAUAAAGGAAGGUGUGUCUUGGCUGAGGAGGCAGCGAGGCAAGCGCAAGCAGGGGGACAUCCAAGCAAAGACAAAGAUGAUCAACAGGAAGAUCUCACCUUCCCACUUGUUGAUUCAAAUGCUCAAAUGCAGAUUAGGAGGCGAAUUGUCCUUGAAAAACUGAGAAAAGCAUUAUCUGCAGUUUUGGGCCCUCUUCACAUUGCUUCAGGUGAUGUCUACACAGAGCUAAAAAAUCUUGUCAAAACUUUCCGGUUAACAAGCAGAAAUAUUAUACACAGAAUGCCUGAAUGGACUCUCAUUGCUAUUGUUUUGUUAUCUGUACCCUAGGUGCCCUUCAUAGUCUGCAGGUCCUUGAAAAGCUGCUGAAAGUACUUAUGUGCCCUUGAGUCCACUGACUACGAAAGAAACCUGGGCUUCUCAUUCAUUGAAAUAACGUGCCUGGAACUGGACAGUGUGACAUGUCUCAAAGUAUAAAAUGUUGGCAAUUUCAGUAGUGGAGAAUUGCAUGUUCCUAGUGAACAGUUGUUUUUAUUCAAUCAAAUUAUUGUAUAAAAUAUGAACACAGCCAGUCUCUGCCUUUAUUGAAAAUCUAGCCUGAGGCACUCCUUUGAAUAGAGCACAUUCAGCAACGCUGAAUGGACCUUGUUAGAGUACACUUUGACAGCCAGAGCUUUAUGUUCAAACAGUGCUAUUCAUGCCUGUCGUGGAGUGUGUGACUCUUAAAAAUUAUCUGUACAUCAAAUUUCUUACAUAUUUGUAAUCUGUAGUAAUUUUGGCAUUGAUUGAUUCUGAUUUCUUCCUGUCACAUUGUUUAGUAUGUUAAAUAGAAUUUUUUGUUGUAGUAAUAACUGCUUUAUAAUGUAUUGUAAACUGGAAUGCAGAAGUUGCAUCUUUUUCUGCCAAAGAACUUUGCAAGAUACCAAAUGAAGCAGAUAAAUAGAUAUAAAUACAGUAGUUCAAGAAAGAAUGGAGAAAGCAGUGGGAGGAUUGGUUGCUAUACAAGCAUGGGCACUUUCUGUUUUUAGUGUAUACCCCUGGCACAGACUAAUGGAAAGCUUUCAAGAUAUUUUCAGGAAAUGUCUGCUUUCAUCUUACUUAUCUGAGCUGGCUGGUUCCAGUGAACUGUGGUCAGCUUCAUCUGCAAAGCCUAUGCAAGAGGUUCCCCCGCUAAAAGCUUUGAAGCAUUUCAAAAUGUUCUGGGAUUAGUUUAUAAGCAUUUGGCUGCAGUAUUUAAACAAACUCAAAAUGACCAUGAUCACUAAACAAAAGCCAUCAUUAUAUGUGUGCAGCCACUUUAGAUAAAUGUGUCAUGUGGAGAUGUACUCUAGAGGUUUACUCUCUUGGAGAUAACAGCUCAGGAACUGGAGAAUCUUGGGUUCAAGUAUGUGUUUUUACUCCUCUGCACACAAGAGCAAUCUAUUGCUCAGCACUGACAUUUCUAAAUCUUUUUAAGAGGAAUUUAGAUGUUUCUGAUAUCGCUACUGUGUUCUUAUCUAAAAGUGUGUGAAUGUUUGAAAUGUAUGAAUCUAAUGUACAAAUACAUAUAGGAUAUGAAUCAGACUUGCAGAGUGACUCUUUUUCCUACAGAAACCACAUACAAGUCAGCUGGUUGAUAUUUUAUUUAGUCUGAUGGUGGAAGUUUGGUUCCAGGUUUCAGCUGAGAAAUAUCAUUUACCACUAACCUGGAAAUAUCCUUGUUUCCCAUUUUGCUCCAACAGAGCUGAGCUUGAAUGCAGGAGCAAGAAUCCGAAGAGUUUUUAUAAAACAUUUGAAUGUGGUUAUAGUGUUGUUUAUCUGUAGAGUUAUAUUAUUGUGUGAAAUAGAGAAAAGGCAACUUUGUCUUAAUGCAUAGAAAAAAAUAUUCUUCCCUUUUUCUCUUAAUUUUAGGCUGUCAUUUGGUAAGUGUGAAUUCAAAUAGAUUUUGUGUUAAGCAGUUCCUAAGUCUUUUAAGCAGUUUUUUCUAUUAAGCUUGCUUACUUAUCAGCAAUUUCUAAGCAAGCUUGAAGCUGCUUAUUUAGCGUAUUGUGGACACGAUCAAUAUUAUCUUAGUUCUUUCUGGCACGUUCCAGUAUUCUUUAGGAAACAUUCACAUCCCAUAAGGGAUUUCAGUGUUGUUAAUUGGGAUAUUAGUCAGUGCCAACUUUAAAAUUAAUUAAAUAUCUUCCUCUUUCAUAAGGGAGAAUAUAGAAGAAACUUGAACAGUUUCCAAGAAGGUGUUUCUCCUAGAACAAAAACCCCCCAGUGUUGCUGCAGUGAUGUUCUGCAGGAAGUGACACUGAAUUUCAUUGCAGCCCAUACAGCUGCAGUCUUUUCCAUGCUGGUAUUCUCCUGGGCAGCCUUCUAAAUGGGCCAUUUGGAUGUGCUGUGUAACUUUCCUAUACACCCAGCACAAACUCUCUGAGUCCAGGAUAAUUAGUUCCUGUUUACAGUGCUGGAGCUUGGCUUCAUCAGCAGGAGUGGAGCCUGCAUGGAGAUAGGAGGGUUGGCUCAGAAAGCUCUCUGCACCUGCCAGCUCUGCUGCCCAGUGCAAGGGAAGAGCAGGGGCAUGGCUGGCUGCCAAGUGUCGUGGAAAUCCCUCCAAGAGAUAGAAAUCUGCAUGUUCCCAGCAGCUGUAUGUGUGGGCAUUCAGACUGCAUCAUGCACAACCAGCAGAGCUGGUGUGCAGAGUGCAUCACCAGCUGUAAAUUGUCCUUUGUGGUGGUGUUCUGAGAAAUCUUUUUGUAGAAUCUAGAAAUAAUUUUAUGUGAAACAUCAUUUUAGGUGAUCUGCUUCAGUCUGUUGGCAAUUUUAUAUCCCAAAUAUAUUUGUAAAUUAAGAAUAUGAUAGUAAGAAAAGUACUUUCUUCUGACACUUUGUUUUAGCCUUUUGUGUGUGUGAGUUGUUGCCACUUGCGCUUCAAGCUGUGACACAGUGUGCCAGAUUUCAGAAGGCUCCUGCAGCAUGUUGACUCACUGGGGAGCUGACUUGGUCAGUGGAGUUCAUGUCCCAUUGAACUUUAUGCCAUAACUAUGAUCAAGCAGAUGGAAAAAUUGCCCAGAGAGAGAACUGUUUUAAAUUAAUGUUUCUUUAAAAGGUAUACUUUUAGAAGAUUUCUUUUGUAAUGUCAUGUUUUUCUUCCUUCCAUAAUGACUGCUUUGCUUAUUGGCAGUCGUGUCAUAAGUAGUACAGUGGCAUAGAAUAGUUGCAUAGAAAAAGUUGUACAGUAGUAGUAAUAUAGACAGCUCUGAACUAAUGCUGCAAGACAUUAGUAAUUCACAUUUUCAGCUGUCCUAAACUUAAUUUUAAACUAAAUGUAUUUUAACUUCAUCCCCUAAGCAAACUGAAAUGUUCAUGUUUCAAGUGAAUCCUGCAACUAUAGCCCUAUGAAAAUAUACUUGCUUCCUCAUUAAUAAUUAAUCUUAAUACAUUCAAAUGCAAACAUUUUUUAUCAUGAAACACUACCCUUCUGUUAAAAGAAACACAUGACUGGCACACACUUGAAUCUUAUAUAAAUUCUAUCUUAGUUAACUUUGUAAAGAACAGGCUACAUUAGUGGGGAUAUAAGCAGUGUUUUUGACUAACAGGAAACAUGACUGUAAGACAAAAAUCCAUAUUAAUUUGGCUUGUUUCUGAAACAAACAAAAAAAAAAAAAGUAGAGAUGCACAUGACUGGAAAAGUUAGUAUAGCUUCCUGUCAUGUGAUGCCCAGGUAUUUUGUGCCAGCAGAGUUUUUAGCAUGGAUUCUGCAUUAAUGUGUUUGGUUCCAUGCAGGUAGUAAUAAUGGUAUCUCUAGUAGGCUGAAUGGUGUUCCUCUUUAGCACCGAAAUAAAUUGUGCCCAAAGUAGAAGUACUGUAUUCCUUAACUCUUCUGAAACCAUUAUAACAGAAAAACUGUGUAAAAAAAAUCCCUGUGAAAGAUCAGUAUUGUUUGAAGUUCUAAUAAUUCUUCUCUUAUGGUGCCUGAUGUGGAUUUUGGAAUGUAAAACCUUACAACACUAAGGGUGUCUAGAAAGGCAUAGAGAUUCUAAUUUCCUUUGUCAUAUUGCUGUUGAAAAUGUCAGGCUUGCCAUGAUAGACAAUAUUUUUUCUGUAAAGUGUAUAAUGGUUUUUAAGGAAGAAGAAUCCUAAAGGUGAUGAAAAACCAUGAAAGCCCUAAAAAUACUGCUUUAUGAUUGUAUUAUGUCUUAGAAAAUAAACUUAUUUGAAUGAUUGAGCUAUGAUAAUUUGCUUGGAUUAACAGUGCUUCACAGACCUACCUAAGGACCUAACUGUCUAUGUCAUUUGGGGAAAACAGAUGCAUUUUAUUUUUCAUAUCAAUAAUGUUAUAUUGGAGAAUAUUAGUGCUGCUAUAGUAUUCCACAGUGGUGAGGAAUAAACUACAAAUUGCUCAGACAUGAAAAUUUGUAGGGGAGAGGAGAAGAUUAACUUAGAGAGGAGCCAAAUUAUUUUUAUGUGAUGAUUGAUAGUGGACAGUACACGGAUGGAGAGUUACUUUUGUGUCCUGAUACUGCAGGAAUCAAAUGCAAAGGCAAUUUGUACUUCUCAUUA